AUGGUGAUUAGGGACGACAAGGGACAGAUCAUUGCCACCCACGUUGCCUCUUUCCUCUACCGCCCCACCGGCUCGAACAACAACAACAAUGAGGGGGAUAACUUCCAAAUCGAGGGGGAUAUCCAGAAAAUUGCCGGGCUGCUGGAUCGACUGGACGAGCAGCUUUGGCAAAAAGUCCCUGCCGGCGUGGACAAGUUGUUCUACAUCAUGAUCGUCUCCGUCUCGUCGAACCACCAGAGACAGGGCAUCGCCAAUAGGAUAAUGCGGAAUGCUGAGGAGCAGGCGAGGAGCAAGGGAUGCCAUGGACUGCUCGCCGAGGCGACGGCGCACAAUUCGCAGAAGAUGUUCGAGAAGCUCGGAUAUGAGGUGAUCUACGAGCUGCAGCACAAGGACUACCUGGACGAGGCCGGCAAGCAGAUCAUCAAAUGCCACGACGCCACCGACCGGGCUCAGCUCGUCUUCAAGCGGUGCGCC
Molecule: messenger RNA, 474 nt
Organism: Mesorhabditis spiculigera
Lineage: Eukaryota; Metazoa; Nematoda; Chromadorea; Rhabditida; Rhabditidae
Source: the annotation of a GenBank genome assembly